Messenger RNA from Epithele typhae, 2091 nucleotides. RefSeq lists its product as uncharacterized. The record is from RefSeq and is a predicted model, not a curated record. Gene Ontology annotation, biological process: carbohydrate metabolic process. Bases 1 to 2091 code for a protein of 696 amino acids. The transcript is spliced from 16 exons. Lineage: Eukaryota; Fungi; Basidiomycota; Agaricomycetes; Polyporales; Epitheliaceae.
AUGCUGACACUUCUCAUCUUUCUCCUUCUUUCCUGCAUCGCGCAAUCCCAAGCCAACGCACAGUAUUCUGCCCAAACGUUUUUCCCGGCCUCUGUUCCUUUAGCGGUGCGCUCGGCAUACAUGAACGUUUGGAUCAAUGGUGGUACAGACUCCCAGUUCUUGCCCGCACAUGUUCCAAUUGUCCCUUGGACCAAUGCCCACUUGGGUUGGGACAACAUGAUCGUGAUUGACGGGCAGCCCUACGCCACUUCUGGGGAUGCCAUCCACCCCAACAACACUAUCCCAGCCACUGUCAACGGCGUUCAGAUCACACCUACGCGUUCGAUUUACUCCAUGCAGGCAGGCCCGAUGGACAUCAAUCUCACAUUUCUGUCUCCGAUUGAACCCGACGAUUGGGUAAAGCAGUCUUUGCCAUUUGUAUACGUGUUUUUCGAGGCGUCUUCCCGUGAUGGUGCUGCACACUCUGUCAGUGUGUCGUCAGGUAUUACCGCAGAAUGGGCCACAGGAGACCGAAGCAACACCAUUCGGUGGACCGUGAACACUACGGGAGCGAGUACAUUCUGGGAAUUCGGCCGUCGACAGCCCGAGCCUUUCAAGGAGAUCAAUCAUCAAGCAGAAGACGGUACAGUAUACUAUGCUGUAUCAAAGAACCUCAGCGUUAGCUGGGAAGAAGGUGCUGCGACGAACGUCAACGAUGAUUUUGGCACCAAGGCCGUGCUCACGAAUAACAUUGCCGACCCCCCCGCCAAUGCUUCAGCGCCGGGUCACACUCCUCUGCUAUCGUUGGCUGUCAACUUAGGAACCAUCAAGAGUACUGCGGAACCGGUCGCAUGGGCGCUGGGAUACAUCCGCGAUCCUGUCGUGCAAGUGAACUACCCAACCGGGAGGAGCCAAAUGCGGAGACCGUACUACGCCACGCAGUACUCAGAUAUCAGCUCCGCUAUCGACUUCGUCAUCAUCGAUUUCCAGAACGCUCUACAGCGUGCGAUAGACCUAGACACGAAGCUCGUCAAGGAAGCGAGCCAAAUCUCUUCGCAAUACAGCGACAUUGUGUCCCUCGCUGCACGUCAGACCAUGGCGUCGUUGGACAUCACAGUGGGGGAAGACGAUCAAGGCGCUCUGAAUGCAUCCGACGUCCAAAUCUUCAUGAAGGACAUCAGUACGUCGGAAACUAACUCUGGCCCUGUCGAGAAGAUCUACGCGGCGUUCCCCGCGUUUCUAUGCAUGAACGCGUCCCUCGGAGCGGUGAUGCUCUCCACGCUUCUAGGGAUUCAACAAAGCGGCACCGCGCAGUCGUUUGCUUCUCCAGAUCUAGGUGGUCAGUACCCGCAAACCCAAAACAGAGCAGACUCUGGGCAAGGCGUCGAGCAGACCGGAAACAUGCUCAUCAUGCUCUUGGCUCAAGCGCAGGUUACAGGCGACGCAUCCCUUAUUGCACAGUAUUAUGCAAAAGAGAAACAAUGGGCCGAUUAUCUCGUUGCAAACUCCUUGCUCUCGGAGAACCAAAUAACGGCAGAGAAAGAGCCAGGGGUGAACAACAGCAAUCUUGCGAUUAAAGGCAUCAUAGGAGUGAGAGCUAUGGCUGAGAUCAGCCUGGCUAUCGGUGAGCACGACGAUGCCGAACAAUACAAUACCUCUGCUACGAAUCUCUACAACCAAUGGUUGUCCUUGGCAGUAUCCUCUGACAAACCCCACCUGCUCGGAACGUACAACGACGAAUCGUCAUCGUCUUUAAUGUACAAUCUGUUCGCGGAUCGCUGGCUCGGAACCGGCUUGAUCUCACAAAACGUGUUGACCAAUCAAACGGAGUUCUACAAGACACUCCUCACGGGAAGUACAGCGUUCGGGCCGCCCAUUGACAGUACGAAGACAAACACGAGUAGCAUCAUGUCCCAGCUCUUCGUGGCCGCCACAGCGACAGAUGUAGCCGUCCGUAACCAGUUCAUAGACGCGGUGUGGGCUCGCGCCAACCUGAGCACCACUGCAGGACCUUUACCGGAGGACUACGACAACACCAAUGGAAACAGUACUCCUGAUGGGAUCGCGGGCCCCGCAGUUGGUUCAAUAUUCUCAUUGCUCGCGUUGAAGUAA